Molecule: messenger RNA, 918 nt
Organism: Homarus americanus (American lobster)
Lineage: Eukaryota; Metazoa; Arthropoda; Malacostraca; Decapoda; Nephropidae
Product: tripartite motif-containing protein 2-like
Exons: 6
Coding region: 1-918 (305 amino acids)
Molecular function (GO): protein binding
Source: RefSeq, a predicted model, not a curated record
AUGAAUUUCUCAGCUCUCAAACCUCGUUUGCCUGAGGACAGCACUGGCCUGAAUUACGGUGUCUAUAAUAAAAAAGCCACUUUAAAUUGCAAGAUUCUUCUUCAAGAAUCAAAUCACUUUCACAAACCCAUUGGUAUUGUUCAGCUUACCAGUGGAGAAAUAGUGGUGGCAGACACUUUCAAUGACCGUGUGGUUUUGCUCAGUAAAGAUGGGCAAUUUGUUAAAACUUUUGAACCCACUAUCAUCCUCCAUCGCCCAUCUGCAGUCGUUGAGCUUGAGGAUGGUCGUGUGGCCGUCAAAGACAAAGACUGCAUAACGUUAUAUCAUGCAAAUGGAAAUAUUUCCGCACAAAUUGGGACUGGGGACAUGAGGAAACCUUAUGGACUUGCUUUAGAUGAGGCUGGAAAUCUGUUGACACUGGAGGAGGGAUCUUGUGGGACAAUUAACAUUCUGACUGUGUGUCCCAUUAAAAAAGCUGUAACAGCUAGAGUGAAAGUCGAAUUGCAGAUCUCUUAUCCUGACAUUCCUUUUAGCAAACCUCGUUUUUUGGCAUGGCACAGCUGCAAUACACUCUUGGUUGUGGACCUAGGUAUAGAUAGAAUAUUCCAAGUAGACUACAAGAUGGGUUACUGUAUAAAAUCUUUUGGAACUCCAGGAAAGGCGAGUGGGCAGUUUAAUGACCCUGCUGGAAUUACAAGUGAUAAUUUAGGCUACAUUUAUAUAGCCGACAGUAGGAAUCAUAGGAUCCAGGUAUAUGAUCCCUUUCUGGACUUUGCUUGCAUUCUGGAGAAGGAUGCACCAUUGUUCCGUCCAUCUGGGAUACAUGUUACUCCUAAUGAUGACCUCCUAGUUAUAAAUUACUGGGAGAACUCUAUUGCCAAGUUUAACCUGAUCACCAAGAAGCCCAUGGGGUAUUAG